Messenger RNA from Quercus robur (English oak), 2130 nucleotides. RefSeq names its product DEAD-box ATP-dependent RNA helicase 16. Lineage: Eukaryota; Viridiplantae; Streptophyta; Magnoliopsida; Fagales; Fagaceae. The coding region runs from base 123 to 1940 and encodes 605 amino acids. Gene Ontology annotation, cellular component: nucleolus. Gene Ontology annotation, molecular function: nucleic acid binding; RNA helicase activity; ATP binding. The record is from RefSeq and is a predicted model, not a curated record. The transcript has 15 exons.
UCAAACUAGAAAACCCGACCCACCCGAUACGUGGAUCCCCUUUGACCCCUAAACCCUAAUUUUGGGUUUAUCGAUCACAAAGAGAAAUCAACAUUUUGAGACAGCCAAAAAGUGGGACUUCAAUGGCUGAAACAAUGGAAAAACCAGCAAAGGUGAUUGAGAGCAAGGAAGAAGAAGAAGAAAAAGAAGAAGAAGAAGAGAAAAGCUUCGAAGAGUUAGGAUUGGACCCUCGUCUUAUUCGUGCCCUAAUCAAGAAGGGGAUUGAUAAGCCCACGCCGAUUCAGCAAGUCGCUAUUCCUCUAAUAUUAGAAGGUAAGGAUGUGGUUGCUCGUGCAAAGACUGGUUCCGGGAAGACCUUUGCAUACCUCCUUCCGUUGCUUCAGAAGCUGUUUACUGAUUCUGUUUCAAAGAACAAGCUUGCUCCAAGUGCAUUUGUUCUUGUCCCAACUCGAGAGCUGUCUCAGCAGGUUUAUACAGAGGUUUCAUCUCUCAUUGAAUUAUGUAGAGUUCAAUUGAAAGUUGUACAGUUGACGAGCAGUAUGACUGCUUCUGAUUUGCGGGCUGCAUUAGUAGGACCUCCUAAUAUUCUGGUUUGUACCCCUGCUUGUAUACCAAAAUGCUUUUCAGCUGAUGUACUUCAAUCUGCAUCCAUCAAUAGCUCACUUGAAAUUCUUGUACUUGAUGAGGCAGAUCUUCUGUUGUCAUAUGGCUAUGAAGAUGAUAUAAAAGCCUUUACAGCUCACAUCCCUAGACGCUGUCAAUGCCUUCUUAUGUCUGCUACAUCAAGUGCUGAUGUUGAGAAACUGAAGAAGCUGAUUUUACACAACCCCUUCAUUUUGACUUUGCCAGAAGUGGGAAAUAUUAAGGAUGAGGUUAUUCCCAAAAAUGUUCAGCAAUUUUGGAUAUCGUGCAGUGAUCGUGAUAAAUUACUUUACAUCCUUUCCCUCUUGAAGUUGGAUUUGGUUCAAAAGAAAGUUCUAGUAUUCACUAAUACCAUUGACAUGGGUUAUAGAUUAAAAUUAUUUCUGGAAAAGUUUGGAAUCAAGUCUGCUGUUUUAAAUGCUGAGUUGCCACAAAAUUCUCGUCUCCAUAUUCUUGAGGAAUUCAAUGCUGGGCUUUUUGAUUAUUUAAUUGCAACUGAUGAUAGCCAAACAAAAGAGAAGGAAGAAACCAAUAGGGAGGGUAAUGCUGAACGAAGAAAGUCUAGAAAGCAUGCCAAGCAAAAAUUGGACUCAGAAUUUGGAGUAGUGAGGGGUAUUGAUUUCAAAAAUGUACACACGGUUAUAAAUUUUGAAAUGCCUGAAAGUGCUGCUGGAUAUGUUCAUCGAAUUGGACGCACUGGAAGAGCAUAUAGUACUGGUGCUUCUGUCUCUCUUGUUUCUCCAGAUGAGAUGGAAAUUUUUGAAGAAAUAAAAUCUGUUUUGGGAGAUGAUGAAAACAAAGACUCAAACUUAAUUUCUCCAUUUUCUUUACUCUCAAAAAAUGCAGUGGAAUCUUUACGAUACCGAGCUGAGGACAUUGCAAAGAGUGUGACAAAAGUUGCUGUGAAGGAGGCAAGAUUUCAGGAUUUGAAGAAGGAAAUUCUUAACUCGGAAAAAUUAAAAGCUCAUUUUGAAGUUAAUCCAAGGGACUUAGAUCUAUUGAAACAUGACAAAGCUCUCAGUAAGAAGCCCCCUGCUCCUCACCUACGUGAUGUGCCUGACUACCUAUUGGACCCAAAAACCCAAGAAGCCAGCAAACUUGUUAAGCUUUCUAGGGCUGCAAUGGGAAAUAACAAAUCUAUGCGUCGUGAGGGAUCUAGGAAAAAAUUCAGAAAAAGUAAAGACCCUCUCAAGACAUUCUCUGCUGAGGCACCAAAAAGAGAUCGUAAAGGUGGGAUUAAGAGUGAGGGCAAAGAUGGUGAUGACAGCCAUAAACACAAAAAGAAAAAAUCUAUUUGAUUUAUAUGUUUAGCUGCGGCUUUAGAUCCAUACAUAACCUGGGGUUAGCAAUCAAAGCCCCACAAUUUUGUAUUAAAUUAUGUGUUAAAUUGCAGUUUCCUUUCAAAUGACUAUAUCCAGAAGUCGUAUGUUUUACAAAAAUUCCUUGUAUAAUUCUAAUUUAUUCUUUAUUCUAGUCUGGCUCAAACAA